CUUUCUCAUAGAACAAAACGCAUAUAAAGAACUUUGACUUUCUUCUCCGUUUCUUUCAUUUCGGUACACCAACAUCUUCUUCAAAAAACACCACCCCCAUCCCCAUUCACCGCCCUUUCCCCAGAAAUGAUUGCUCCUGCUAUGCUCUUGAUAGCCUUGGCUUUGGUGCAAUCCACCUUGGCAACCCCUACCUUGUUCCCACGUCAAGCAGGUAUCGUACCGCCCAAUUCAACGGUAUCAUUAGAUCCUGCAUAUCCAACUAAUGUGGGUUUCUUGGGUCCAACGAAAGCCGGUCAAGCACCUUUCUUGGCUGAAACAGAUCGCAUCAAUACCACUUGUCCCAAAACUGGAGCUUCGAUCGAAUUACGUUACACUCCUUUAAAUGGAACCGCUCCAUGCAACAAUGGAAGUGACAAUAUCACCAGUUCAAGCACACCUAUCGCUCAAUUAUGGGGUAAUACUUCGCCUUACUUUCCUUCGCCCAUCUUCCCAAAGACGCAAAAGUAUCGCCAAAUCGAUGAACAAUGCACAAUCGAAAAAGUUAUCAUCAUUCACCGUCACGGAUCUCGUUAUCCGACUUCAAGUCCCACUGAAGGAGCGCCCUAUUUCGGUCAAUUAAUUGCCAACGCAACAGCAGCUAAGAAUUUAUCAGUCAGCGGUCCUUUGGCAUUCUUGUCCAAUUGGACCUAUAAGCUUGGUGCUGAAUUACUCGUACCACAAGGCGCUCAAGAAGAAUUUAAUUCUGGUAUUAAACAUUAUUAUGACUAUGGUGCAUUAUACAACGAAACCAAGAACCUUGCUAAGCCUGUCAUUCGUACCACAAGUGAAUCAAGAAUGUUGGAAUCUGCACAAUAUUGGACUGCAGGAUUCUUUGGUCUUAAUGCACCUAACAUGAUCGAUUUGCAAGUCAUCUUGGAAGGUGAUGGAUUCAACAAUACAUUGGCACCUUAUGAUACCUGCAACAACUCCAACACAAUCACUGUCGGUGAUACUUACUUGACACCCGUUUGGGAAAAGAUCUAUUUGAAAGAUGCUGCCGCUCGUUUACAAAAAUACGUUCAAUCCGGUUUCAACGUUACCACGAAAGAAGCAUAUGGAAUGCAAUCUUUAUGUGCAUACGAAACAGUUGGAUUGGGAUAUUCUCAAUUUUGUGAAUUGUUCACUGAAGAAGAAUGGAAAGGAUUUGAAUACUUUUUGGAUUUGCAAUUCCAAGGUGAUUAUGGUUUCAUGAGUCCUAACGGUAAAGCUCAAGGUAUUGGACUUGCACAAGAUAUUUUAGCAAGAUUGACCAAUUCUACCGUUCCGGCCGAUCAAGUAACAACACAAAAUACCACCAUUCUUCCCGUUCCAAACAAUCAAACCAUUUAUGCCGAUUUCACCCAUGAUGAUAACGUUUUAAGUACUUUGACCGCUCUCAACUUUACACAAGUAGCAGGCGAAUACCUGCCUGCUAACAGCAUGGAUGAGCGUCGUACAUUUGUGUUGUCUCACAUCACACCAUUUGCAGCUCGAUUGGUAUUUGAAAUUGCAUCAUGCAAAGGAAGUGAUGAGAAAAUUAUCCGUACAAUCUUGAACGAUGCCUUGGUUCCAAUGGACGAAGGACAAGGUUGUGCAGGACAUGCAAAUGGAACGUGUAACUUGAACGAUUUCAUCAAAUAUCAAAAUGAAAACGCUUACAAAGCAGCCAACUUUGAUACAGCUUGCUUUGGAACCAAUGGCACGGAUUUCACCAUCACUGGACCAAGUACCAGAAACGGUACAGUCGGUUGAUCAUAUGAAUCAGGUGACGGGCUUUGAUGUAAAUAUUACUCUAAUAUUAUUCCGAGAUAAUCUUCCUUCAUUCCACACUAAUGCCAGCUGGUCUGCUUACUUUUUCAUUUGGUGUGAGAUAAUUUAGAGAUCAGCAAAUGCCGAGGAUGUGUGUUGUGCCUUCAAGGUCAUUUCCGUAUCCCGUUAGCAAGAUGUACGGAGCGUAGAAACAAUAGAAUAGGCCGACGUUCAAUCUAUGCGAGGAGGCGUAUUUGUAUGCCCCGCCCGCGUACCGUUGAUGCAUAUGCAGUGCAAAAGUCUAGAAGCAAACACAAUCAAGCCACAAACAAACACGUUGCAUUAAACAGCCCGAACUGGUGAUCACUUUUCCCCGCGUUCCGAUUGAGGUUUGUUGUUCUGGGGUAAUAAAUCAUACAUACACUCGGUCAUCAUCCUCC
Meira miltonrushii is the source of this 2207-nucleotide messenger RNA. RefSeq names its product phosphoglycerate mutase-like protein. Gene Ontology annotation, molecular function: acid phosphatase activity. Lineage: Eukaryota; Fungi; Basidiomycota; Exobasidiomycetes; Exobasidiales; Brachybasidiaceae. The record is from RefSeq and is a predicted model, not a curated record. The transcript has a single exon. The coding region runs from base 127 to 1770 and encodes 547 amino acids.